AUGCUAAAAACUGAUGAUGGCGUUGAACUUUACAAGGACGACGAAAAGGCUGAGCAUCUGUCCAGGUUCUUUCAGUCGGUUUUUACGAGAGAAGUCGCUGCACCCACUGAUCACUGUAAUGUGGACAAUGUCCCGACAAUUGACUCAGUGGUUCUCACAAAACCUAUUGUUCAACAGGAAUUACUGAAGCUAAAAGAAGGGACUUCGCCCGGUCCUGACGAAAUACCGGCAAAGUUGUUGAAGGAAUUGGCCACAGAAUUGGCAGAACCUCUGAGCGUCCUCUUCCAAGCCUCUCUUGAUGCAGGCAGACUGCCUCCUGAGUGGAAGGCUGCGUGGAUUUCACCGAUUCAUAAAAAUGGCAGUCGCGCUUCCGCAAACAACUACCGACCAGUAAGCCUCACCUCCAUAUGCUGCAAAGUUAUGGAGCGAAUAAUCAAACGCGAACUGAUGCGGUUUUUAGAGCAAAAUCAUCUUCUGUGCGAUGCACAGCACGGCUUCCGCAGAGGGAGGUCCUGCUUGACCAAUCUACUCUACUGUCUUGAACAGUGGACCCGAGCGAUUGAUGAAGGAAACGUUGUGCAUGUGGCCUACAUAGACUUCAAGAAGGCCUUUGACAGUGUGCCACACCAACGUCUCCUACACAAGCUCAGCCGCAUAGGGGUAAGAGGCAAGCUUUUGAAGUGGAUUGAAAACUUUUUGGUCGGUCGGUCCCAGACUGUUCGUCUUGGUGGCCAGCACUCGGCAGAGGUGACGGUUACGAGCGGAGUACCUCAGGGCUCCGUUCUUGGCCCUAUCCUCUUCCUCAUCUAUAUUGAUGACUGUAUCCAUGGAUUGGACUGCAAGAUUGCCAUGUUUGCCGACGAUAUAAAGCUUUAG
Spirometra erinaceieuropaei is the source of this 876-nucleotide messenger RNA. The record is from the annotation of a GenBank genome assembly. Lineage: Eukaryota; Metazoa; Platyhelminthes; Cestoda; Diphyllobothriidea; Diphyllobothriidae.